Messenger RNA from Lichtheimia ornata, 1041 nucleotides. RefSeq lists its product as uncharacterized. The coding region runs from base 1 to 1041 and encodes 346 amino acids. The record is from RefSeq and is a predicted model, not a curated record. The transcript is spliced from 3 exons. Lineage: Eukaryota; Fungi; Mucoromycota; Mucoromycetes; Mucorales; Lichtheimiaceae.
AUGCGUAAAGGCGAUCCACUUAGUUCACCACCAGCAGCUAGCCAACAUUCAGCCAUUACCGAAGCAUUCUUCACCCAUGGCGAUUACAGCAUGCAAUUUGACGAGACACCCGAGAGUGAGCCUUUCUUGGCAUCAACGCCAAGACCUUCAGCAUCCCAACAGCCUCCUCCGACCGUACCUGGAGUACCUGAACCUUCAAGAGACCAUCAACACAUGAAUGCAUCAGUACGUAUACCCAUGCAAGAGGAGCCACAUAUACCUUAUGAAACGCUCGAAGAUGGCAAAUUCUUAUCACGCAGCAUGCUUGUCAAUACUGGUGGAGAGGAUCUGUAUCGCUUUUUGAUCCAACGCAGUGUCAUUCAACCUAAGAUUGUGAUCAAAUUCAAAGGGACUCGGAGCGCUGUACGAGGAUUUACCAAGAAGAAGACCAAGGAUGGCACAGUCGAGAGCACUCCAAAUACAUACACUGUAUAUGAUUUCGAUUAUGAGAUGGAUUGUACCAAAUACUUACGGAGCACCCCCGAUGGAUUCAAUGUAUUGCCUGAUCGCAAAACGGGUGUGGUUAAAUCAGUGCAGCAGCUAUGCGAUGAUUAUGUUCGUGAUCCACAUCGUAUCAAGGAGCUACAAUUGACCAAGGUGGUGGAUUGGGAUACAGCGCUGGUGCAAAGAGCAUUGACAAAAGCAAUUCGUCGCUAUGGAUACUCACACUCGCUCGAGAUUGAAGUUGAGACUCGUGAAAACAAGGUGCUUGUGAAGCCUGGAUCAUGGAUAGCCAAAGCAGUGGAUAAUCCCUUGGCGGUCUGGUUCUGCUAUCUCACUUUCUUAUGGAUCAUCACUUGGCCUCUGCUUUUUUAUUAUCGUCGUCGGUAUGGACAUGGGGGUACCUUACAAAGUAUUUGGCGUAUGAACAUUUCUGAACGUGGAUGGUGUGAAGAGAACAUGGAUGACAUUCUAGGACAAAUACCACUUGCCGCCUUAGAUAAUCAUUCCGAGGAGAAUACUGAACAAAAUUACCCUGAUGACAACACUGUCUUUGAAUAA